Messenger RNA from Agrilus planipennis (emerald ash borer), 1604 nucleotides. Its product is annotated as myrosinase 1-like. NCBI's taxonomy places the organism in Eukaryota, Metazoa, Arthropoda, Insecta, Coleoptera, Buprestidae. The coding region runs from base 49 to 1542 and encodes 497 amino acids. The transcript has 8 exons. The record is from RefSeq and is a predicted model, not a curated record. Gene Ontology annotation, biological process: carbohydrate metabolic process. Gene Ontology annotation, molecular function: beta-glucosidase activity.
UUUACAUAAACGACUUGAAUUGUCUAUUACUCUUCAGUAUCAUUCAAAAUGGGGCCUAAUAACAAAGUCAUAUUGUUAAGACUAAUUUCGCUAAUUAGUUUGAUUACAUAUACAGAAUGUGCUUCAAAUUACACUUUUUCUUCUGAUUUUCUGCUUGGCACUGCAACAUCCUCCUAUCAAAUUGAAGGAGCUUGGAAUGAAUCAGGAAAAGGUGGAAACAUUUGGGAUUUCAUAACUCACAACACUCCCGAGUACGUUUAUGACGAAAGUAAUGGGGAUAUUGCUUGUGACUCCUAUCACAAAUAUGAAGAGGACGUUGCUCUCCUUAAAGAAUUAGGAGUUGACUUUUAUAGAUUUUCUGUCUCAUGGAGUAGGAUAUAUCCGAAUGGUUAUCCGUACAAUCCUAAUGCAGAAGGAAUCGCAUACUACAACAAUCUUAUUGAUGCUCUUCUCGCCCAAAAUAUAACACCCAUGUUAACCAUGUACCACUGGGAUCUCCCCCAACGUCUUCAAGAAUUGGGUGGAUGGACAAAUUCAUACAUGGUACAAUUAUUUACGGAAUAUGCGAGAACCCUUUUAGAGAAUUAUUCUGAUCGUAUUAAAUACUGGAUCACAAUCAAUGAACCGUACCAAAUAUGUAAUCAAGGUUAUGGAGAAAUUGCAUACGCCCCAGCUCUAGGCAUGUCAGGCAGGGCUGAUUAUCUAUGCGCUCACAACUUACUUAAAUCUCAUGCUGAAGUUUAUCAUCUUUUUAAUGAUACCUACAGGUCCAAAAAUAAUGCUACAAUGGGUAUUACCUUGAGUGCUUCAUGGUAUGAACCCGGCAGCUCUGAAGAAGAAGAAGCUGCUGAAAGAGCCAGACAAUUCAGGAUAGGCUUGUAUGCGAAUCCCAUUUUCUCUACAAACGGCGACUAUCCGCAAGUAAUGAAGGAUUACAUUGGUAAUCAAAGUAGUGCCCAAGGUCUCUCAAAAUCCAGACUUCCCCAGUUCACUUCGGAUGAAAUUGAAUAUAUUAAGGGAACAUCCGAUUUUUUCGGAUUGAAUCAUUACACCAGUAGAUUGACGAGAAAUUCACCAGCAAGUAACAAUUCAGUUUCAUUUGACAAUGAUCUGCAAACGGAACAAUGGUUUGAUUCUAGUUGGCCAAUGGAUGCAGCUGGAAGAAACGCGAUUGUUCCAUGGGGCUUCCGAAAGCUUUUGGCGUGGAUUAAAAACACAUAUAAUAGCCCCGUUAUCCAUGUUACAGAAAAUGGUUGUCCAGAUUUUGGAGAAUUAGAAGAUAAUGUUAGAGUCUCUUAUUAUGGGUCAUAUCUUGAAGCACUUCUGGAAGCUAUCAACGAGGACUACGUAGAUGUUCAAAGUUAUGCUGCUUGGAGUCUAAUGGACAAUUUUGAAUGGCGGUAUGGAUACGUAUACCGAUACGGACUUUAUUACGUCAAUAUGACCGAUCCAAAUCGUCCCAGAAUAGCAAAGUCAUCAGCUGCCUUUUACCAGGACGUUAUCGCCAACAGGGUAGUUGGAAGCUACCCUUCGCUUUCCUGAAAUGAUUUAUUGUGAGGAAAUAUGUUUGUAGCUUUCUUAAAUAAAAUUUAAACUUCAGACAA